Myripristis murdjan (pinecone soldierfish) is the source of this 1499-nucleotide messenger RNA. It is a transcript of the gene cfl2, whose product is annotated as cofilin 2 (muscle). Lineage: Eukaryota; Metazoa; Chordata; Actinopteri; Holocentriformes; Holocentridae. Gene Ontology annotation, biological process: actin filament depolymerization. Gene Ontology annotation, cellular component: actin cytoskeleton. The coding region runs from base 124 to 624 and encodes 166 amino acids. The transcript has 4 exons. Gene Ontology annotation, molecular function: actin binding. The record is from RefSeq and is a predicted model, not a curated record.
CCCGCCCCUCCCCCUCUCUCUCCCAGCCUCCCGGUCGACCGGCCACAUUCCCCGCUGCCUUUCACCCCUAAACCCCUAAAGCCUUUCUAACGGCGCAGCAGCCCGGAGCAGAGCCCGGAGAACAUGGCGUCAGGUGUGACCGUGAACGAUGAGGUCAUCAAGGUGUUCAACGACAUGAAGGUGAGGAAGUCGUCGACCUCGGACGAGGUGAAGAAGAGGAAGAAGGCGGUGCUGUUCUGCCUGAGCGACGACAAGAAGAAGAUCAUCGUGGAGGAGGGGAAGCAGAUCCUGGUGGGCGACAUCGGAGAGACGGUGGACGACCCGUACGCCUGCUUCGUCAAGCUCCUCCCCCUCAACGACUGCAGAUACGGCCUGUACGACGCCACCUACGAGACCAAGGAGUCCAAGAAGGAGGACCUGGUCUUCAUCUUCUGGGCACCAGAGGGCGCUCCGCUGAAAAGCAAGAUGAUCUACGCUAGCUCUAAAGAUGCCAUCAAAAAGAAGUUCACAGGUAUCAAACACGAGUGGCAGGUGAACGGGCUGGAUGACAUUCAGGACCGCACCACGCUGGCCGACAAGCUGGGGGGCAACGUGGUGGUUUCCCUGGAGGGCAAGCCGCUGUGAGGGGCGCCGCCCCCCCGACCGCCGUGCCAUCGGACCGAACCGCCGCUUCCACCCAGCAGCUUGCUCUGUCUUUAUCAAUGUCCUCAAGGAGUAGCUCCUUAGGCCUAUUAUUAUUUUUGUUUUGUUUUGUUUUUUGUUUUCUUUGCUUUUUUUUCAACAUGAAGGAGAUCUCAUUAACACGAAACGCAAAAAAAAAAAAACCCAACAGAAGCUCCCAGUUUAUUGCCACAUGACUUCUUGUUAACCUGGUAGAGCAACACACCAAAACCCCACAGCAGCAACAGUUGGCAGGAAGGUUGUCUCUCUCUCAGCCCGAGUUUUGCCAAAAGUCGAUGUGAAGGAAGCGGCCGCAUGCGGCGGGGGCGAGCGAGACGAGACUCCGCCUCCCGCAGCACACGGGCUCGCACCCUCCGCUUUUUCAUAUGACUCUAUUUAUUAUUUGAAACUGUUGUAUCUUAUCCAGUAUGUUAUGCAGAAACAGAAGAACACAUUGUUAGACUAUGCAUUAUGACGAAGGUGAAGAUGAAGAUGAUUAUUAUCACCCAGCACUUUGUUUGUACACUACACGAGGACACAGGCUCCUCCCCUAAGUUUCUGUGUUGAUGUCACCUGGCUAGCUGUUACCUCAGUUUCAUUCCUGUUGAUGCACACGGACGCACACACCUGCUUCUGAUUGGUUGUCGCCUUACUGUCACUCUGAAUGUAAAGUCCCAGCAGUGAGUUUUGUACAGAGCAUCUCUCUCUCACACACACACACACACACACACACACACACACACACACACAGCAGGAGCAUCUGGAGCCUUAAGGAACUAACCAACUGUUUCUGAGAUCACAGGAAGCCACUCUGCAAUAAAAGCCUGUGGCAGAUCUGA